Messenger RNA from Folsomia candida, 4333 nucleotides. Its product is annotated as zinc finger protein 93. Bases 1873 to 4161 code for a protein of 762 amino acids. The transcript is spliced from 8 exons. Gene Ontology annotation, biological process: regulation of transcription by RNA polymerase II. Lineage: Eukaryota; Metazoa; Arthropoda; Collembola; Entomobryomorpha; Isotomidae. The record is from RefSeq and is a predicted model, not a curated record. Gene Ontology annotation, molecular function: RNA polymerase II cis-regulatory region sequence-specific DNA binding; DNA-binding transcription factor activity.
UUGAAGUCCUGUGGAUAACGGCAAUAGACGUAGAUACUAUAUAUGUCACAUAGAUCGACGCCGCCAUGCCGCCGAAACCUUGAUCCAGGUCGACCUCUGAUAUACUUAAUGGUUGAUCUCUCAAGGUCAAGGUUCAUUCGAUUUUAAAUAAUGUCCGAAUCCCAUAGUCUCAAAAGUUUCGGAGACGAUAGCGGAAUUGCAUGUAACAAAUUCACUUUGCGACAUGUUUGGGUGCGUUAAAUAUUGAAUUAUAAGCACGUCGAGUCACGUUUUACAUAUCUUAAAGAGCUUUUAAAGGGUAUACAAAUUACAAAUCAAGUUUUCGACCUCGACGUUACCCAGGGAUGAGAUAUGUACAUAAUUGGCUGAAUAUAAAACAAUCGCUACUUUGUUAGAACUGUUUGCUAGAUGUUAUCUUUAUCAUCGUUAUAAUUUAAGAUCAAAGUAUAAAACUACUUUGGUCUGCGUAAAAUUAUUUAGUUGUUAGUCGAUACAUAAAUACAUAAUUAUACAAUAAACUGGGCAACUUGCGAAAGCUAAAAACUGACAAUGGCGAAUCUGACAUAUAUCUUAAUUUUACUAGCAAUUGGAGCAUUUUCUGAAAUAAAUGGUCAAAGGGUGAAACGACAACUAGGAACUGGCGGUCAGGGCGUCAUACGCGGACUGUUAGGCGUACCUCAAAACAACGGGAACAACGGGUUCGGCAACAAUGACGGGCGUGGAAACAAUGGAAACAAUUGGAAUAACGACGGACGUGGAAAUAAUGGAAACUGGAAUAACGACGGCCGUGGAAACAAUGGAAACAAUUGGAAUAACGACGGGCGCGGAAAUAAUGGAAACAAUUGGAAUAACGACGGGCGCGGAAAUAAUGGAAACAAUUGGAAUAAUGGUAAUAGAAAUAACGGGAGGGGAAAUAAUGGAUAUGGCAAUAACGGAUACGGAAAUAACGGAUACCGGGAUGGCAGACAGAAUAACAAUGGAUUUGGUAAUAAUGGAUUUGGCAAUAAUGGCAACGGUUUUAACAAUAAUAGACCUCCAGGCAACAAUGCCCCAAUACUCACAGGGCUGCUGAAUGGUUAAUUUUAACAAGUAUUAAUAUAUAUUUAAUUACAUGUAAUAGCUAAGAAAUGUUAAUCAUAAAACAUCUGAAGGGCAUUUAAUAUGAUAACCUAUUAUUCUCACACAAUGUGUAUAUACUUAUCUUCCUGAUGUCACAUAAAUUAAAUCAAAUCAAAUCCAAACAUUACCUUCAAUUAUACAAUACCUUGAGAAAGGAUUGCAAUUUGUACACUAAAAAAAUUAAGCGAUAUCAAAAAAUGAAUGAAGUACAUCGAAAUUUAAGAAGGUAAACUAAUGAUACGAUAAUACAGCAUAUCAUAGGUUACAGAAUUAUUAAAAAUUGCAUGUGCAUACAUAUAUCACAAAUAACAAAUUGAACAGGUCGAUAAAAAUAAAAACAUAGCAAAUAUGUAAAUAUUGUAAUUUGUUAAAGUUCAAGAUACUAAAAAUUACCUGAACAUUAUUAAAGUAUCAAAAAAGAAGGAUUUAUCACAAAACUCAUGAAAUUGAUGUCAUUUUCCAAAUUUUUCGAAAUGCAUACGCACGCACGGAUCAAGGUCUUGGUUUUGCAUGAGAAGCAAACAAAGACAAUUUCGCUACUGAUUCCGCCAGCGAGGGAAAAACUCUUUUCAAUGCAGAUGUCGAAUCUCGCCUCACAAAAUUUUAAUUUCACAAUUAAAAUUAUUAACUUUCCAUUAGUAAUUUCAAUAAUUAUAAUUAUAUCGUGUUUUCGUAAUACUGCUCACAUAUAGCUUGUCGAUAUUGAAUUCAGUCAACCUUGAUGUAAGAAUUGGUAUUCCAGAUAAGGACACAAUGCCUAAUUCAUUUUGCCUCCUGUGUCUAACUAAUGUGGAUGAUGGUCCGGUCCCGUCGCCGGCCAAAAAAUUACGCAAUUCGAAGAGUAACAAGUCGAGGAGUAUUAAAAUCGGGACACUUUUUGAAUUGAUACGACCAUUUUGGCCACAUCCCAUCAUGAACAAAUAUGAAGAACACGAGACCUGUUCGUUAUGUGGAAAUUGUUCUUUGGCGACUCGGGAGGCGGAAGAAAUCAGAGACCAGAUUUCCAAACUGGAGACUCGCCUUCGUGAAAAAGUCGACACAAUUAAGGGCACAAUUUUGGAUGCUGAAGAUACGAAGGAGAUUGGAAAGAAGGAUUAUCAAGACGAAUUUGACAGGAUUCUAGCCAUUCGUGGUGGUUUAAUGGAUGAAAACAAACUCAAGGACAAAGGUGUAAGGGAGAAGGUCAAAGUGGAACCAGCACAAGAGGAUUUUGAGGACAAUUUCUUAGAUAACAACGACGAUAACAAUGAUCCACCUUUCUCUCCAAGUGGGGACGAUUAUUACACCCACGACAAAGACAGCGACUCAGAUUCAGAUUACUGUAUCAAGCCAGGUCCCUCUUCUCCAAGGGGAUGGUCCCCCAAAAGGAAGAAAUCUUCUGCAAAUAGCCCAUCAAAAAAACAGAAUAACGCCGAUACCGAAUUCACCCCCUCCGAAUCCCCCGUAAAACAAGAAACCACAACAUGCCGUCGAUCCACGAGGUCCACAAAACCAAGAAAGUUUGACAGCCUCGAGAAAUUUUUCGACGACGAUGUUCGCCUCACAAAAACACGUGCAAAAAAACGAAAACUUUCUACCCCUUCGAAACGCUACGUCCCUAAAUAUAAGAAGCCAAACCCCCCAACGGAUUGGAAGUGUCCCAUUUGUGCGCGCUACUCGCUUUCCGAGGAAGACUUGAAUAUCCACCAGGCCCGACUGAAAAGGCCCUGUCCCCUCUGCCCCUCCACCUUCUGCUCAAACAACGACCUACUAGAUCACAUAAAGGAGACCCACGACUCAAAGAGGCCUUAUCGCUGCCAACUCUGUGUGAAAAAGACCACCUUCCGACAUCAUAACGCCCUCGACCAGCACAUGUAUAUGAAACACGAAACUGGCGAGAAGACCCAUACUUGUUCCCAAUGCGACAAGAAGUUCAGCCUCGAAUAUAAUCUCGAACGACACGUGAAACUUCACAAACUCGAAAAGACGCGUCCCUUUGUUUGUGACGUGUGCGAUUCUCGCUACUCCUCCCGCGAAGUUUUAGAAACACAUGAGAAAUUUCAUAUGAAAUUGCGUUGCAAUUUGUGCGAUUUUGAAACUUUCAAGUCAUUCAUUCUAACUAAGCACAAUCGCAUCCACACGGGUGAAAAACCGUUUAAAUGUCCCCACUGCGAAGAAUCCUUCAUUGACAACUAUUACAGGAAGACGCACAUUUUCCGUGUACAUGAGACCACACCAUCACACCAGUGUCACAUCUGUGCUAAGAAUUUCUUCGCCGUGGGACAGCUCAAUGCACACUUGAAAAAACACGAACGAAACCCGGACGAAAAGCCUAGCGUACCGUGUUCCACGUGUGGCAAAGAGUUCAAAACUGUUUUAAAAAUGCAAACCCACCGAGUCCUGAUGCAUGGAGAUGAACCCUACAUUUGUGACGAAUGUGGGGGCAGCUACGUAAGCUUGUCUGCAUUAAGAAACCACAAGAGCAGACACGCGAAGCCUGUCACGACUGAAAAAUUGUUUAAAUGUGAUUUGUGCGAUGCCUCCUUCGUUACAAAGCAGGGUCUCACUGGACACACUCAAACCCACACGAACGAAGUAACAAGACACGAUUGUCCCAACUGCGGGUACUCGUACCGAAGCAAGUCCCACCUCCUGGGGCACAGGAUCCGGAUUCAUAACAUGGUUUACGAGGAGGAAACGACACAUAAGUGUACCACUUGUGAGAAUGGAUUCCCUUCCAAGCGCUUGCUGGAAUGGCAUAUUCGCAAUAUGCACACCGGUGACGGGCCGAAGUUUCCCUGCACCCAUUGUGACGCUGCCUAUGCGGACAGCACGAUGUUGACCUGGCAUAUCAGAGGUCACCACGGCAUCAUGGUGGGUGGACUGAGGAAGCAUAGCAAGACGUGGAAGGUCAAGCCUAAGCAGAAGAAGGGGACGAUUGCGGGGUUAUCAUCUCAUGCUGGUGGAAGCAUUGGAGGCCAACCUGUAGCCAAUAAUUCGACAGAAUCCGUCGUUGUGGAUGAUGCCAUUGUGUGGGGAAUGGAUCACACCUUUUUUGGCUAGGCUGCCUUUUGCUUGAAGACAAGUUUAUUUAAUUAUCAUAGAGUUUUGGGUUAAAAAUGCUUCGAAAUUAUGUUAGGCACAUGAAUUUUAUACCUUACCACGAGGAAAAUUAUAACUUGUACAAUUUUCAUGUAUGUAAUUAAAGACACAUUAUAAAUGUUUACUUUCUCAA